Cynara cardunculus var. scolymus (artichoke) is the source of this 1144-nucleotide messenger RNA. RefSeq names its product tetratricopeptide repeat domain-containing protein PYG7, chloroplastic. The transcript is spliced from 5 exons. The record is from RefSeq and is a predicted model, not a curated record. Lineage: Eukaryota; Viridiplantae; Streptophyta; Magnoliopsida; Asterales; Asteraceae. Gene Ontology annotation, molecular function: protein binding. Bases 101 to 1006 code for a protein of 301 amino acids.
GUUAAAAAUUAAAAAAAUAACAGGAGAUGUAGAUAAACUUAUCUUCACAAAUUCUAACACCUCCAUCCACCAUUUCUCCAUUGUUGUUGAAGAACAAACGAUGAUCCUCCAAUCACGAAUUUCACCUCCUUUGAAGCAAAUCCCACUAAUUGGCUCUCACGCUUCGCUCUUCAUUCCCGCCAAUUUGCCUCGAAAACUUCCCAUCAAGAUUAACUUAACUCGUCAACAUCUCUCCCUUCAGACAUGUGGAAGAGAUUUGGGAGCUUUACGGACACUGACCUUAGCAAACCUUGAUGAAUCACCCAGUGACAAAGAUGCAAGGAACUCAGAAAAAGAUACUAUUAGUAUGGCAGUCUUUUCAAGUGGAUCAAUGACUUUGUUGACAUGGGCAAAUCCAGUAGCAGCAAGUGAAUAUGUGAAAAUGAACCCUGUUUAUGAGGUUGGGGAGUUAUUCGAAUUAGGGAUCCAGCUAUCCUACCUUCUUUUGUUGUUAGGGCUGCUUGGUGUUGGGACCUUUUUCGUGAUCCGUCAAGUUCUUGUCCGCAGAGAACUUGAUCUUUCUGCAAAAGAGUUGCAGGAGCAAGUGAGGAGUGGUGAUGCAAGUGCAACCGAGCUAUUUGAACUUGGAGCAGUGAUGUUAAGAAGGAAAUUCUAUCCAGCUGCCACAAAGUACUUGCUUCAAGCAAUCGAUAAAUGGGAUGGAGAUGACCAGGAUCUUGCCCAGGUUCACAAUGCUUUGGGUGUUAGCUAUGUUCGUGAUGGGAAAACCGACAAGGGAAUAUUUCAGCUCGAAACGGCUGUGAAGAUUCAGCCAGGGUACGUGACAGCAUGGAACAACCUUGGUGAUGCCUACGAGAAGAAAAAAGAAUACAAAUCGGCUCUAAAUGCAUUCGAGGAAGCGCUGCUAUUCGAUCCUAACAACAAGAUCGCACGGCCCAGGCGAGAUGCCUUGAAAGAAAAAGUGCAAUUGUACAAAGGAGUUCCUCUUAAGUCCAAGCAGAGAUGAUUCUAUCAUGUCCUUUUUGCUUUAUAAUUCAAAAAUUAUAGCUUUGAGAAAUUUGUUGUGUUAUAGGGAACUUGCUUAAAGCUCUUGAAACAAUCUUCUUUUUCUACUGCUUACUCUUUGUUAUGUUCACAAUUUCUA